Caenorhabditis briggsae is the source of this 345-nucleotide messenger RNA. Lineage: Eukaryota; Metazoa; Nematoda; Chromadorea; Rhabditida; Rhabditidae. The record is from RefSeq and is a predicted model, not a curated record. The transcript is spliced from 4 exons. Bases 1 to 345 code for a protein of 114 amino acids.
AUGAAUUUUCAAAUUCUUCUCAUCCUUUCACUCGUUGGAUUCGGAGCAGCUGGCCUAAACAAUUCGCUCGACGGGCUUGACUCGGAAUUGAAGGCCGAACUUGAAGGAAAAUAUAAAAAACUUGGAGAAUGGGUGAAAGAGAAAAUCGAGCAAGGACUUGAACCUGGAAAAGACAAACUUUCGAAUGUCAAAGUGAUUGCUAGAGAAAUUGUUGAUCACGGUGUGGACGAAUCCAAAGAUGUAGCAACAGAAGCAUCCGACUUCCUUCGUCCAUACAAAGCGGAUUUGGGAGUUUUGUAUGGCGAAGUUAGGGCAACCCUUGAAGAAGUACUCAAAAUCAAUUAA